AUGAGUAAUAUUAAUCGUGAGCAGUGCGUAUCUAAACUUUAAGGACAUUUGAAAGGGGCCACAGCCACUAUCCAAGAGAUCGAAGAACUGUUGAUGAAUUAAGAGCAUAUUAUUUGGUAAUAAGCCAGGGAGAUAGAAGAACUUCGUAGAAGAUUGAAGCAAUUGGAAAGUUUGGAUUUUCAAAACGAAUAAGUGCUUCAUUUGUAGAACAUCAAUGUUCAACUCAAGACGUAAAUUGAGUUUUUGAGGAGUUAAAUUCAAGAGAAAGAUGCAAUGAUUGCUUAAUUAACAUCUAAGCCAGUAUAAGCAGCAUCACCUGAAAUACUCGCUGCAUAGCAACAAUUAAUUCAAUAAAACUUACAGCUACAAAAUAUUAUAGGGGAUCUUCAGAAUUAAAUUUUGAAUAAAGAUGCUGUCAUCGGUUAACUAAAAACUCAGGAAAGCACUUUGGAUUAGUUGAUUGGGCAACUUUAAUCGAAUAUCUAAUCGAAACGAAAUAAAGUAGGAGUAACUCAACAAGGAAAUGAAACAUUGAGUGUACUGAAUGAAUUGCAAUAAUAUCCAGAAGCUUUGCAAGAUGUGAUUGAAAGAAUCAUCCAAGAAUAUAGAAGAAUGCAAUUUCUGAUAGAGGAGAAAGAUAUCGAAAUUUAAAAUUUGAAAUCUCGUCUUUAACUCUAACAGCAAAAAGCAAAUGACUCCAUUUCUGAAAUUAAAAAAAGAGACAUAUCUCCCAUUCGAUCAGAUCAAGCCUUGGACUUAGCAAAGCAAACAGCUUCGAUGGAUGACAUGAUAAAUGACUUGGAGAGAAAGUUGAUGUCAUAAGACAAUAGGAAGAAAGAAUUAUAAGCAAAAUUAUUGGAAGUGGGAACUCAAAAUGUGGAGUUGGAAAAAUAAUGGUCCUAAUCAAAAGAUCAACUACCAAAGAGUGUGGAUGAAUUAGUUAAACAAAAUUUAGAUGUCAAUGACAAAAUCAAAGAACUUUAAAAGUCGUUGCUAUCAAAAUAAAAUGAGUUAGAUCAAGUUCAAAAAUAAAUUAAUACUAUUAAUGACAACUAAUAAUAAUUAUAACCAUAACAAAAUUUAAAUAAACAAGAGGAUUAAGUUGAUAAAGUAAAUACUAGUUAAAAUAGAAACAAUGUAGAUGAUUUGGUUCUAGAAAAUUAAUAAUUGGAAGACUUGAUUGUAGAAUUGUAAUAGAAAUUAGUCGACAAGCAAGCUUAAAAAGAAGAUAUUGAGAAUGAGAUUAAGAAGUUGAAUAUCUCAGCUUUGUAGUAAAACUUGAAGGAUUUAUAGAAGUAGCAUGGUCUAUUGGAUAAUGAUAAUAAAAACUAGAAAACUUAAAUUUAAUAAUUGCAAGAAGAAAUUAAUUAAAAUAAAGAAAUAUAAUAAAAACUAUCUCAAGAAAAUAAAGAAUUACAAGACCAAAAUAAUCAAACUUAAUCAUAGAUUAAAUAGUAAGAAGAGAAGUUAGCUUAAUUGCAGGAUCAGAAGAAUAAAAAUCUGGCUAAAUUAACUAAUGAUGAUCUCUUAAAGCUAUAAGAAAAAUUUAAUUAGACAGAAGAGAAUAAUAAAAUCUUAGAACAAUUAGUUUAAUAACUUAAUGAAGAAUUAAGAAAAUAAUAGUAAGAUAAUCAACCCUUAGAGGAGGAAUUAUCUAAUAUCAAAAACAAAUUGCAAAAAACUGAGUAAGAAAAUUCAGAUUUGGAAUAACAAGUCUAACAACUCGAAGAUUAGUUAAACAACUUUAAGAAGUAAUAAUUGUAGACCAAGGAAUCUGCAAAACCUAGUUAUAGUAAAUCAGCUGAGUAAUAAAGGACAACUCCCGUUGAAAAAUUUAGGGAGCCCUUCUAAAACAUAGUGGAUAAGGAAGAAUUUUCAUUUGAUUUAGGAAGUUUAAAUUAAUAAGACUUUUCAUCAUAAGAAGUCACAAGCUCACCUGAAAAUAUUAAAUAAUCAUAAUUUGCUAAGAAUAAGACCCAAGAAGGUAAGUUUAUUACUAUUCCUUUGGAUAUCAUUAAGAAUUAUGAGUACUUGAUUAGAGAAAAGGAAAAUGAGAUUGAUGAACUCAAGAAUGAACUUGCCAAUCAAGGACUUUAGAGCAUACCUCUUAAUUUCUAAACUGGAAACAUGGGAUCUGAUUAAUAAGAAAAUGCUAACUUUUAAUUAGAAGCUACAGCACCAAAUCAGAAUAAUGAACAGAAUCCAGAAGAUUAAGGGGUCACUCUUGAAUAGUUGUAGAAGACAAUUAAGACAAAAGAUGACUACAUUCAGAUGUUAUUAGAUUAGAUUGAAGAGAUGAAACAAUUUGGUUCUUUGCCUGAAGAGCAACAGAAGCAAAAAUUGGAAGGAAAUCAAAAGAGAUCUGAUGACCUUGUUAGGUAGAAUAUAGAAAUUGCAGACAUAAUAAUUGAUUUAGAGAGUAAGUUAGCUAAUAGAAAGAUAGAGAAUGAAGAGUUAAAGAAAUAAUUGUAAGAAGCUAAUAAAGAUUACAAUGAUCAAUAAAAGAGGGCUAAAAUGUAUGAACUUUAUAUGUUGAACAAGGAUUUAGAUGAAGAGGUUUCCUUAUCUCCAAAAUUAUAAGAGGAAGAUCUUUAGAAUGAAUAAUUAGAAUAGUUGAAUUAAUAAGCUCCAGAAUUAGAGUAACCUGAAGAUCCAUAGAAGCAAGCUAAGAAGUUAACUAUCAAGGAUAAAUACGAAAAAAAGAUAAAGGAUCUUAAAAAGGAAAAUAGAAACCUAAUUGCUUAAUUAAAAUAAUUAAGAGGAGCAUAAUAAUAGGAUCAAAGUAAUAGACCUUAAUAAGAAGAUGAUGCUAAAUUAAAAUAAUCCAAUCCAUCAGUUUAAAAUGAUAAUGAACAUCCUGAAUAAGUUUAACAGUAACAAUAGCCUAAACCUAUUGAUAUAUAGAAGAACACUCAAGAUCUUCAAUAACAGUAUGAGAAAGGUUUGGAGAAGUAGGUAGACUUGAUUUAAGAAGUUUAAUCACUUUAGGAUAUUAUAGAGAAUCUUGAACAAAAGGUUUAAUAAAAGAAAGAAGCAAAGGAAUAAUUGGAAGCUUAACUGUGUGCCUUAGACAAGAAGAAUGAAUCAUCGCAAUAGGAUCCAUAACUUUAGGAAUCUGCAACGAUGGCAAGCACCUCAAAAUUGGAUUAGGAAGCCUUGUAAAGAUAGUAUGAUUAGGAAGUGUAGAUUUCAAGAUUGAAAGACUAGUUGGCAGAUAAAUAGAAUAAGCUUGAAUAGAUGGAAAUUUUGAAAGAAUAAUUGAAAGAGAAGGAAGAUGAACUUAAAGCUUAUAAGGAAUAGAUACCUUCAAUAUAAGAAUAUUAAAAUCAAUAGUUCCUUCAUUAAUAGGAGGAAUUAGUGAAUACAGAAUUGCGUAAGGAUGUAUAAAGAUUAGAGGAUCAGUUAGAUAACUAACUCAAACUAAAUAAAGAGUUGUAGUAAAGAAUGGAUAAUUAGCACGAGUCGGCAGCUCUUUUGUCUCAAAAAAUAAAAUUAUCUAUUCAUGAUUCUAAUUCUUCUAGUUCUUAGAUAAUAGACAAUAGACAGAGACUUGUGGAGAAAUAAUAGAAGGCAGAUGAAUUAGUGAGAGAACAUUUAAGUUUAGAUGAUUUAAUUGAAGAUUUGGAAAAGAAACUAGUAGAAAAGAAUGAUUAUAAAGAUUAAUUGCUUAACUAAUUAAAAGAAGGAACAAAACCGGCCGUGUAAUCUGAGGCAAAUGAACAACCGAAAGUAGAAUAGCCAAAUUAAGUAUUCGCAAAAUAAUAGAAUUAAGAGUAAUUUGUUGAGCCAAUCUAAGAAAUUAGUGAUGUUUAAUAAGUUAUCAGUAAUAAUGAGGAUUAGAUUUCUAUUCCUCUCUAAGCAGGAUAGAUUUUAUAAUAAUUGGAGGGAGAUAGUUAAAAACAAGACAUCAAGGAACCAAAUCCUUCUUAAGAAUUAUCCAAUCAACUUCAUCCUACCAAAUCAUAGCCAGUUUUUGCUCAAAUAAAUUAAGAUGCCGAGCCUAAGCUGUAAUAAGUCAAAUCUAGUUAAGGGUUUACUUCCCCUUAGGAUUUAUUCAAUAAAGAGGGAAUAGAUGGGUAAAGGUUGCAAGAGGUUUGGGAUUUGUUAAAGAAUAAUAAUGAUGCAGACAGAAGAAUAUAAGAAUUGAGAGAUGCAUUAUAAAGGAAAAACAAGAGAAAAGAAUAGUUGGAGGGUGUUUAUAAUAAAGAUUAAGAAUUAGUAAGUUAGAGAGUGUCAGAUAGUGUUAAUGAGAAAAAGUAAUUAUAAGAUUAGUUGCAUUAAAAGAAUUUAUAGAUUGCUGCUUUGAAUGAUGAAUUGUCAAAAUUACAGCAGAAGGUAUUUGAGAAAGAGAAGGUCAUUGAUGAGAAGGACAGAGAGUUUAGAAAUAGUUAAUUAAUCAAAACUUACUAAGAUAACUGUAAUAAGGCUGAUGAAUUAAUCAGUAAGAAUAAUUAGAUAGAAGAGACUUUGAAUAAUUUAGAAGUAAGGUUGGCUGAGAAAUAAUAAAGAGUAAAGGAACUUGAGUUAUAGAUAGGAGCUGAUUCUAGUAUUUCAAAUAUCUAGGACCCAAGAGAAAGUGGUAUGAUUAAAUCCUAUGAUUAAGAGCAAGAUACUCAAUUGCAACAAUAGGAGUAAGUACUUUAGGGGUACAGCAUGAAUAUCGAUCAAUUAAAAAAUAAGAUUGAAUAAUUAAACAGUGAAUUAGCUGAAAGAGAUAAGACCAAUUUGGAAUUAAGAAAUUAAGUAGCUGACUUAAAGAAAUAGAUUCAUGGUUAUUAAUUGGCUUAAUAGGAUGUCAAAGUAAUCAAGAAGUAAAAUAAGCAAUUGCAGGAUGAGAUUUCAGCGUUGGUUUAAGAUAAUCUAAAUUAUGAAGAUUUGAUUCGAGAUUCUGAGUUUAAGUUGUAAGAAAAGAAGUCAAGGGUCAAGGAAUUAGAUAUGGAAAUUAAGAAUGCAGAAAUCCAGAUCUAAGUGGAAAAAUAGAUGAAAGAGAAUCAGUUACUUCAAUAAAAGAUUCAGCAGACUGACGAGCUGAUUAAGAAGAAUUUAGAGUUGGAUGAAGCUUUGACAAAUUUGGAAUUGAGGAUAUUAGAUAAAUAAUAAUAGUUAUCAUAAAAGGAGGCAAGAUUAUCUAAUUAGAAUUCAAGAAUUUUGUAAUAGCCAAUGUAUAUUUACUAAGAAGAUUCUGAUGACAAGGCUAGCAAUAUCAGAACAGAAACAUCUCCAAGGGCAUAAAAUUAACAUCCUUUGAUCUAAGAGCAUAAUAACAAUCUGAGUGAAUUGACUAGUUCUAUUAAUCAAAUGUAAGAGUAGGUGAGAUAGUUGAGUCUAGAUGAUAGCGAACUUGAUUUCUAUUUAUAAUAGAAGAAAGAGAAGCAAUUGGAAAUAGAUUCAUUAAAAUAAUAAUUGUUCUAAUAGAAUGAAGUAAUGUAAGAUCUGAAGUAAGAGUAAAUAGAAAAGCAGCAAUAGAUUGAUUAACUUAAGAAAGAGAAUUCGAAUUUCGAUGAAUUAGUGGAGGAAUUACAAUAAAGUCAGAAGCAAAUGAUUGAGUAGGAAAUUCAGAAGAAGGAAUCCAAUCAGCCUUAAGAGAUUGGUGGCUCUGAAUAGAGUGAGAUAAUAAAAACGAAAUCAGAGAAUUUGGAAUUGAGUAAGAAACUUCAUGAUUUGAAGUAGUCUUAGAAGUAAUUGAAGAAUCAAAUUGCUAAUUAUGACUAUUUGAUUUUAGAUCUUGAAACAGUUGUUGCAGAUAAGAAGAAUGACAUUUAGAGAUUGAAUAAGGAAAACUAAUCAUAUUAACAAUAGAACAGAAAGUAGAAAGGAAGAAGGGAUUUAUUACACAAGGAAUAAAACAAUUUGCAAUAUCAACUUAAAUUGCUAGAACCACAACUCUAAGAACUUUAAUAAACUGAGAAGUAGUUGUAAGAAUCUGUUACUUAACUUGAGGAAAAAUUGAAAUAACUAGAUGAAAAAUAAAAACAAUUAGAGAAUUAGAUCAACCAGAAACAGUAAAUAACUUCUGCUUUAGAAUUACAACUGUCAACCAUUAAUCAAGAAAUACUGUAAUAACAGGAUAAAAAGCAGUAAUUAGAUUCAGAAUUAAAUCAAUUGAGGGAUGAGAAUCAAGGAAUCGAAUAAGAAGUGAAAAUCUAUAGGAAUCUGAGUUUGGAAGACAUCACAUUGAAUGAAUAAAUAGAUGCUCUGACUAAAUAGAUACACGAGGAUAAACAGACUUAUGAAACAUUAUAAGAUGAGUAGAAGGCUACACAAGAGUAAAUAAAUUUGUUGCUGCCUCAAAACAAAGAGAUUGAUGAGUUGAAAGAAACUGCUAAGUUGUAAUAUGCACAAAAUGUAGAGGCUUUGAAUAAUUUAUAACUAGAAUUGUAAUAGAAGAUUGAGUAGAAGAACAAGGUGUUCCAAGAAGUCUCAGAUACAGAAAAAUAUCUUGAAGAAAAUAAUCAUGUGCUCCAAGAUUUGAAUGAGAGGAAGGCUAAUCUCGAAGAUUAGAUAAAGAAAGAGGAAGUCUUAGUAAAUGCAGUCAGUGCUAAAUCAAAACGAUUAGAUGAAACUCUAGAGGCUGAAAAAUAGAAUUAUAAUGUUCUUAAUGCUGAAUUAGAGGAUCUUCUAAAGAGGAAAUAAGUCUAAGAAUAGGAAUUGGCUAAGGCUAAGGAGGAAAUUCAAAAAAUGCAGGCUGAUUAAGAGUAGUUAUUACAAUAAUAAUAACAGUUCAAGAAUUUGAAGGAGUAGAUUGAGUAAUACAAUAAAGACAUAGAAAUAAAUCUUAAGAUAAUUCCAGAAAGAGAGGAGUAAUUAGUAUAAUUGAAAUGUAUUAUUGAAAAGAAAGAUGAAGUAUUGAGUGCUACUUAGGCUGAAGUGGAUAAAUUAAAUAAAUAAAUUGAUGAAAUAUAGUAAGAUAAGGAAUAAAAGGAAAAGGAAUUGGAAGAUCAAAGUAAUUUAGUUAAGAGCAUUGAAGAAUAAAUCAUAGAUAAAUAUUAGAGAGAAAAGGAUUUAAAGGAUUAAUUAGACUCAAUAUAAUUGAAGGAUCUUGAGGCUGAAUUGAAUGAGAAGAUGGAACAAUCAAUGGCAUAGUAGGAGAUGCUAGAUUCGAUCGAGUAGUUGAAACAAUAGGUCUAAUAAUUGAGGGACGACGAGACAUAACUUAAAUAAUAGAUUUAAGGAUAAGAAAGUCUGAACAACAGUAAGAAAUAGGAAUUAGAAUAAAAGUAGUAAGAGAAGAUUGAAUUAGAGUAAGAUCUUCAUUCAGCAUCUGCUUAAAUGGAAGAAAUGAAAUUUUAAUUGGAAGAGAAGAAUGAGCAAUUAGAUAAAUUGAAUGAUUAAUUCAAGAAGGUAGAUGAGGACUCUAAGAUGAUGGAGGCUGUUCUUUAGUUGAAGGAGAAGGAAUUAAAGUAACUAUAAAAGAAGAAAGAAAAUCUGAUUGAGGAAUUAGAGAGAAUUAAUAAUGAUGUGGUUGAGGCGUAGAAACAAUUGGUAACUCAAAGAAAGAAACAAAGAUCCUUAGGAGCAGAACCUCAAUAAUAGGACGAGAAUAUGGAAGAGGAUAUUCAGGAUAAGAUUACUUCUUUGAAUUCACGUAAUAAUAAUUUGAAGGAUGAUCUUCAGAAAUUGGUAGAGAUGAGUCCAGAGCCAACAGAAAGGAAGCCAGAGGAAUAAUAGGAAGUUAAGGAUGCUCCUGCUCCUGUUCAAGUGUCUCAAUUUGCUCCAGAUAGAGUGUAGUAAACUUUGUAAGAUAGAGAUAAAAAGAUAGAAAUAUUGGAGAUGACUAUUUCGACAUUACAAUAGUAACAACAAGAAAGAAUGAGUAUGAUUCCUUCAAUGUUCUAAUCUAAGUUGUCAGUGUAGCCAAGUUUCUUUAUGGAUGACGAUCCCUUGUUAUUGGAAUUGUAGGAUAAAUUCACUAAAGAAAGUGAAUUGUUGAAGGACUUACAAAACAAAAUCAAAUAGACUGCCGAGAGUCAUUAUGCCUUAUCAUUAUAAUUGAAGGACUGGGCAGAAAAGGAAAAUAGAUUAGCUAAAGAAUUAGACACAAGAAGAUAGAGUGUAGAGUAAAUUGAAUUUGAACUUUAGGCAGUCUUUGCGAAGUAAUCUGAUUUAGAAUCUGAGAAGGUCAAUGUUUUACAAAGAAUUUACUCGUUAGAAGUUGAAACACAAGAUUUCUAUGAGUAAGAAGCCAAUACUAAAAACAAAUUGAAGGAGAAGAAAGAUUACUUAUAAACACUUUACAAAAAUCUGAUUGAGAGUGAUCAAAAGCUUUUGCAAUUGAGAAAUAGAAUGGCAUUGUAUUCUCAAGAAGGAAGACAAUUGGCUGAAUAGGUUGAGAAUUUAGAGAAUGAAAAAGAGAACAAAUAGUAACAUUUGUAAGACAUUUAAGCAGAUUUAGAACAUGUCGAGAUGGAAAAACAAGAAAAACAAGCUUUAGUUCAAUCGAUAGCCAAAGAAAUAAGUGAAACCCAAUAAGAAAAAGAUAAAUUAGAAAUUCAAUAUGCUACAGUUCAUAGCAAGAAUCAACAAUUAAAGAGUUAAAUCGGAUAUGAGGAGGCCUUUUAUUAGAAGUUACUUCAAGAAUUGGAGAUUGCUAAAAAGAGAGACCAAACCAAAUUUCAAAAUCUAUUCUCAGAUGGGUCUACUUAAACUGAAUAUGACUUAGAGUAAUUUGAAAGUUUAUCGACUUGUACACAGUUGUACAGGAUUACUAAGGAAGAUGUAUAUUAAUUGAAAGAAAAUUGCAAACAACGAUUGAUUCAAAUCUAUACUAAUGAAAAUGCCAACAUUUAAUAAACUAUCAAUUAGAAUAAACACCUAUAGAAAAUGAUUCAUUUACAAUAAAUGAUAAUAUAGAUUUAAGAGAAUGAGAACGUGAAUUUAAUUGAGUUUUAAUCAAGAAGAUCAUCAAGGUUGGGAUUGAAUGUAAUGGAUUUAUCAAUUUAUAAUAUGAAAUUGGAUUUGGAAUAAAUUGACUUCAUGAUGAAUAAGACUAAGUUGGUUGAGGUUCACGUGAGUGAUAACUAAAUCGUAGUGGCAGAUACCAAGAUAGCACGACAAUGGAUCGUGGAUAAAUAGUUUGAUUAUGAAAAUUCCCUUUAUCCCCUGGGUGUAUUGAACAUCAUUUACAAGGUAUCACUCUAUCAAGUAAUUAAUAUUUCAUUGACUGGAACAAAGGUGCUAAACUUAUAUCAAAAUUUAUUGUGAGAUCAAUAAAUAUAUAUAUAUAUUAAAGUAAUUGUAAAUAUUUCA
Paramecium tetraurelia is the source of this 9246-nucleotide messenger RNA. RefSeq lists its product as uncharacterized. The record is from RefSeq and is a predicted model, not a curated record. The transcript is spliced from 4 exons. Gene Ontology annotation, molecular function: G-quadruplex DNA binding; single-stranded telomeric DNA binding; double-stranded telomeric DNA binding. Gene Ontology annotation, cellular component: Mre11 complex; condensed nuclear chromosome. Gene Ontology annotation, biological process: telomere maintenance via recombination; chromosome organization involved in meiotic cell cycle; telomere maintenance via telomerase. NCBI's taxonomy places the organism in Eukaryota, Ciliophora, Oligohymenophorea, Peniculida, Parameciidae.